Messenger RNA from Micropterus dolomieu (smallmouth bass), 770 nucleotides. RefSeq lists its product as uncharacterized. Bases 24 to 770 code for a protein of 248 amino acids. The record is from RefSeq and is a predicted model, not a curated record. Lineage: Eukaryota; Metazoa; Chordata; Actinopteri; Centrarchiformes; Centrarchidae. The transcript has 4 exons.
CAUUCUAGUCUCGGAUUCCUCAGAUGACAGCGAGAUCUACGAAAAGCAUCCCAAAAAACUCAGACGGCCUGAUCAACAGAACCAACUUUGGAUUCCCACACUGCCACCCCAAGCAGCAGAACACUCAAGUCCAGUGCAACACUCGAUCAGACGAUGUGGCAUCGUUGAGUCCAGUUCAGCACGUCACACCAGGUGCAACACAGCUCCAGGGUCCAGUGUACUACAUCAGUGGAGAUGAUGUGCAGUUCUUAGGUCUAGUUCUUCAUUCCACGCCAGAUACAGCAGAGCAUGGAGGCACAGUGAAUCACUCCAUGCCAGAUGAUGACACUGAAUACUUCAACGUGAUGCAGGAACUCCCAGUUACUAUGACAAACUUCAACAGAGAUUUGGCUGAACCCGAGGACUCAGAUGUGGUCCAUAUUGGACCACAGUCUGAAGAUGGUGUUGAUGACCUUCCUACAACUCUUCCAUGGACAGAAGACCAUUCUGAUGAGACUGGUGCACAACCCUCAGAAGUACCGGAAAUGACAUUGCCGUUGGUCAGCGAGCCUUCAACUGCUGAAGCCAUUUCUCUCCCACCCUCUUCACUUGAGAGACCACAACAUCCCAAAGAGACAAGAUAUGCACACGUUCGCCGAGUUAUGAUUGUGGAAGAUCUUAUGAAUGUUUUCAUGGACACAAAAGUGAUGAAUAUGGAUUUAAAGAUGGAGUUCAAAAAUGAGAUGGCUGUUGACAGCAGUGGGGUUUCAAGAGAGGAAGUCAGUUCUUAA